Elephantulus edwardii (Cape elephant shrew) is the source of this 2232-nucleotide messenger RNA. RefSeq names its product leucine-rich repeats and calponin homology (CH) domain containing 2 (gene LRCH2). Lineage: Eukaryota; Metazoa; Chordata; Mammalia; Macroscelidea; Macroscelididae. The coding region runs from base 1 to 2232 and encodes 743 amino acids. Gene Ontology annotation, molecular function: protein binding. The record is from RefSeq and is a predicted model, not a curated record. The transcript has 20 exons.
AUGGCGGCGAGUCAGGGAGGUGGUGGUAACAGUGGGGGCGGCGGUUGUGGGGGAGGUGGAAGUAGCAGCGGCAGUGGCACAGCUGGAGGGGGAGGCGGCGGGGCCGGAGGGGGAGGCGGCGGCGGCAGCGGGACACUGGCGGUGCCCAUCCCGGUACCGACUCUUUUUGGUCAGCCGUUCCCCAACGGGCCGCAGUGGAACCCAGGGAGCUUGCAGCCUCAGCACACGGUAAGGAGCCUGGACCGGGCCCUGGAGGAGGCAGGCAACUCUGGCAUCCUGAGCCUCAGUGGCAGGAAACUCCGAGACUUCCCAGGCAGUGGCUACGACCUGACGGACACCACCCAAGCAGAUCUUUCAAGAAAUCGUUUUACAGAAAUUCCUUCUGAUGUCUGGUUAUUUGCCCCACUUGAAAUACUAAAUUUAUAUCAUAAUUGCAUCAAAACCAUUCCUGAAGCCAUUAAAAAUCUGCAGAUGCUAACAUAUCUUAACAUUAGUCGAAAUCUUUUGUCAACACUGCCAAAAUACCUAUUCGAUCUUCCUCUUAAAGUUUUGGUUAUCAGCAAUAAUAAACUGGUAUCCAUUCCAGAAGAAAUUGGGAAGUUAAAGGAUUUAAUGGAAUUGGACAUUAGCUGCAAUGAGAUUCAGGUCCUUCCCCAACAAAUGGGAAAAUUGCAUUCACUUAGAGAGCUAAAUAUAAGAAGAAAUAACCUUCGUGCACUGCCAGAUGAAUUAGGAGAUCUUCCCUUAGUCAAGCUGGAUUUCUCUUGUAACAAAGUAACCGAGAUUCCAGUUUGUUACAGGAAGUUGCAUCAUUUACAAGUCAUAAUUUUGGAUAAUAAUCCAUUGCAGGUACCACCGGCACAGAUAUGUUUAAAAGGCAAAGUACAUAUAUUUAAGUACUUAAAUAUCCAAGCAUGUUGCAGAAUGGAUAAGAAACCAGAUUCCCUGGAUCUUCCAUCUUUGAGUAAAAGAAUACCCUGUCAACCUCUCACAGACAGUAUGGAAGAUUUUUAUCCAAAUAAAAAUCAUGGUCCUGAUUCUGGAAUUGGAAGUGAUAAUGGAGAAAAACGAUUAUCUACAACAGAACCAUCAGAUGAUGAUACAAUUAGCCUUCACUCUCAAGUCUCAGAAUCAAAUAGAGAACAGCCGCCAAGAAAUGACAGUCAUUCAAUAGGAAGUAAACCUGAUUCUCAGAAAGACCAGGAGGUGUAUGAUUUUAUUGACCCUAACACCGAAGAUGUAGCAGUUCCUGAGCAAGGAGAUGUACAUAUUGGAUCAUUUGUAUCUUUUCUUAAGGGAAAAGAAAAAUGUCCAGAAAAAUCUCAGAAACAUGGAGAGCUGGGAGAUGAUAAAAGACCUCAGAAAGAACAAUUACUUGCAGAGGAAGAGGAAGAUGAUUUGAAGGAAGUAACUGAUUUGAGAAAAAUAGCCGUUCACUUACUGCAGCAAGAGCAGAAGAACAGUGUCUCAGCAGAUGAAGUCAAUUCACCAUUAUCACCCCUCACAUGGCAGCCCUUAGAAAACCAAAAGGAUCAAAUUGAUGAACAGCAGUGGCCAGAAUCUCAUCCUAUAAUCUGGCAGAGUGAUGAAAGGAGGCGGAGCAAACAGAUUAGGAAAGAAUAUUUCAAGUAUAAAUCAUCAAGGAAGAGUUCAAGUGGCAAUGAAAAUGAUGAGCAAGACAGUGAUAUUGCUAAUAUGUCACCACAAUCUCCAGUGUCAUCUGAGGAAUAUGAUAAAACUGAUAGUUUUUCACAUGGCCCCUUUGGCUUGAAGCCUAGAUCAGCUUUUAGCCGCUCAUCACGCCAAGAAUAUGGAGCAGCAGAUCCUGGCUUUACAAUGAGAAGAAAGAUGGAGCAUCUGCGGGAAGAACGAGAGCAAAUACGACAACUUCGAAAUAAUCUUGAGACCAGGUUAAAAGUAAUUCUGCCUGAUGACAUUGGAGCUGCACUGAUGGAUGGAGUUGUUCUUUGCCAUCUAGCCAAUCACAUAAGGCCACGAUCAGUAGCUAGUAUUCACGUACCGUCACCAGCAGUGCCAAAACUGAGCAUGGCAAAAUGUCGAAGAAAUGUAGAAAAUUUUCUUGAUGCAUGCAAAAAAUUGGGCGUCACACAGGAAAGAUUGUGUUUACCUCAUCAUAUUUUGGAAGAACGAGGUCUUGUGAAAGUUGGUGUUACAGUGCAGGCUCUUCUUGAAUUACCUACAAUCAAGGCAUCUCAGCUAUCUACAGCUUGA